Messenger RNA from Emiliania huxleyi CCMP1516, 1170 nucleotides. RefSeq lists its product as hypothetical. Gene Ontology annotation, cellular component: perinuclear region of cytoplasm; cytosol; nucleus. Gene Ontology annotation, molecular function: GTPase activator activity; small GTPase binding. Gene Ontology annotation, biological process: activation of GTPase activity; nucleocytoplasmic transport. Lineage: Eukaryota; Haptophyta; Isochrysidales; Noelaerhabdaceae. The record is from RefSeq and is a predicted model, not a curated record. The transcript has a single exon. The annotation marks the transcript as partial.
AUGGGCUGCGGCACGAGCAAGCCGGGUCCCGGCACGAGAAAACCGGGUCUGACCGACGAGGAGCUGAAGAAUUGGCGCGAGUUCGGCGGCGGCGACCUGGAGCCGGUCCUCGCGAACGGCGCCGUCGCACUCCUCGACGCGCAGUGGAUCAUCAGCCACGCCGAGGCGGGCGGCGUCCUCACUCACCGCCAGGCGCUGCCCGACGAGGCCCUCCUCUCCCUCGCCGACCUCAUCGAGGCGACCAACGAGAAUGUUGACUUCCGGAGCAGGGAAUUGAGCGCCGCGCCGUCAUUCCCCGUCGCCGCGCUCUCCUACCCGUGGCUGACCAAGGACCACCCCGACCCGUGCGGAGCCAACCUCGCCCGCGUCGCAAGGGCGCUCAAGGCUCUGCUCAGCCUCGGCCACUACUCGCGGCUAGGCGUCUUUUGGGACUUUGGUUCGCUGCACCAGCACCCCGACCCCACCAACGGCAUCAUGCGCACCGAGGAGCAGAACGCGCUCUUCAAGCAGGGGCUGGGCUGCCUCGGCACGCUCUACUCCCACCCGCAGACAACCGUGCUGCGGCUGACCUCCUUCCCGGACGGCCACGAGACGGAGGACCAGGCAGAGGGCACCAACGUGGCCAAGUACGUUGACCGCGGCUGGUGCGCCACCGAGAGCGCCUGGUCGAGCCUGACCAAGGCCGGCGCCCUCUCGCUCGACCUCGGCUUGAUGCGCGACGGCGAGGAGUACGACUACUACAGCCUCCGACACGAAUGCACCAAGGGUGGCGGCCGGCGCCCUCCGCUGCUGCCCUCUGCGUUCGCGGCGGAGCUGGAGACGAAGAGCUUCACCAACGGCAAGGACGACAAGCCGCUGGUGAAGCAGCUGUACGAGGCCGCCUUCGAGGAGCAGUUUGGCAAGGCGACCAAGCUGGACUACCGCGGACUCGGAUGGGGCAACGCGGAGGCGGCGCAGCUGGCGGAGGUCCUCGCGAGCGGGGCAGUGCCGCGGCUCGAGGAGCUCGAUCUCGGCGACAACAAGAUCGGUGACGAGGGCUUCGAGGCGCUGGCCGCCGCCCUCGGCAAGGAGGGGGCAGUGCCGCGGCUCGAGCAGCUCUAUCUCGAAGGCAACAAGAUCGGCGACGAGGGCUGCAAGGCGCUGGCCGCCGCCCUCGGCAAGGAGGGGGCA